AUGUCGGAACUGGUUCGCAAGCUCAAGAUAGAAGGCCAAUCUAUUUCCGGCCGGCUCCGUGUUCGGACAGCGAACGCAAUAAUGCGCAGAUUCGAGAAGCUCUUCGAUAAACAGAAGACGAAGCAUGCAGCUGUCAUGUCAGAAAUUCGACAGUGGCACUGUCUAUUGAUGGCUGUGAGGUUCAGGACGCUGAUGGUGGAUGCAGCGGAUCUGAUGGAAGAGGCUGAUUCCGUUUUGGACGACAUCAAUCGCACGCUUGUGAGAAGAAUUCCAGCUAAGGACAGAGAGAGGCCAAAGGAGGAGAGGCUAGCGAGGAACGCAGAAAAGAGGGAGAAGAAGAGGGCACAAAAGGCUGAAAGAGCAGCGCAGAAAGAAGCUCGUGCCAGAAAAAAGGACAAGACGAACGCGGUACCGCCUACAGCGAUGGGGGCGCCAAUCCGCAAGUUUACCUCCUACGGAAUGUCCACAGCGGUCGAGAUCAACGAGAAACUCAAACCCGCCGUCUCUGAAGUCUCCCGCCUGACUGAAGAGGCCAGAGCCAUUAUGGCUGCCAUUCAACACACCAAACCACACAUCCGCAGAAUGCCCGUCUCAAAACUAGCAACAGCCCAAGCCUUCAACCAAACACUAGGUUAUGCCGUUCAAGACAUCCUCCGUCUGACGGAGGAAGCAAGGACAAUAAUGACGGCUAUUCAGCAACGCAAACAACAACACAAACGGCAACGCACCCAGCAAACUCAAUGGCGACACCUGCGCCGAUGGGGCCGCGACACUGCAUUCGUAUCUUUGAAGCCUGAUACUUCACCCAAAGCUCUCCUCGACACGGCAUACAAAGCGCGCCGAACAUCGAUAUCAAUGAUGCGAGCCUUCAAAAAGCGCGUCAGAAGUAUCAAAGCCCUAAUCCGGCAGCGUAAACAUGACCUCCGCAAAUUGAUCAACGCUAAGUCAGGCGACGUGCAAACCCAGCGGCGCAGGCGCAUCCGACGCGUCAACCUGCCUGUCCACGUUGUACGCUAUCCAUCGUCUCGAAGCCGGACAGUGCGGACUCAGACUGUUCCUGCGUUGCAGAAAGGGAAACGGUUUGCGAGGUUUAGGACUGUGAUGCAACGGCAGUCGGGAGUCAGGACGGUGACGCAGCAAAGGCAGUCGGUGAUGGAAGAGAGGAGGCAGAAGAGGGAUGAGCUUGCGGCUACGGUGGCGGGUUGGCUUGGUGGUGGUGGGGGUUCGAGUAAUGAUGGAAGCGGUCUUGACCCGUUGCUUGAUACAUCGGUGAAGAACGAGAGCAGGGGUGGGAGUGGUGGACGGAGGAGGCGGAGGUGA
This is a messenger RNA of Alternaria ventricosa, 1320 nucleotides long. RefSeq lists its product as uncharacterized. The transcript has 2 exons. The record is from RefSeq and is a predicted model, not a curated record. NCBI's taxonomy places the organism in Eukaryota, Fungi, Ascomycota, Dothideomycetes, Pleosporales, Pleosporaceae. Bases 1 to 1320 code for a protein of 439 amino acids.